AGAUAAAACAUGAAUGAAAACCUAGCGCUUGUGACAUUUCUAUAAUGCAAUAGCAACAAUUUACAUCAAUACAGAGCGAAUUGAUAAGGAAACGUUAUCACGACAGUUCAUUUGCUCAAAUAUUUGAACGUAACGCAAGAAGGAGUCUGUCAUAUCUACCAAACAUGAUGACAGCACAACAUGUUCAGGAAAAUUUUUUUCCCAAUGGAUGUUUUACUUCUUUUGAGAAGCACAAGCCGCUAUCUACAGUCGAGUUUGAGCAACAUACCGAUUACUUGCGAAGUUGGAUCGCAAGAUGGUCAAGAAUAGAGAGAUUUGCAUUCAUCGACAAAUUGCUAUCAAUGUGCGAAAAAGAACAAGUUCAAUUUUUGUGGACGGUUUUACAACCGGCAUUUCAUCGAGAUUUGGUGUACAAUUCGCUUUUCAAAACAAAGCUGCUAAAGACAAGCUUUCAGUCCGUUUCCAUUCCUGUUUCAAGGGAAAUACAUGGACGUGCAGGAUAUUUGAGAUCAAAGGGAGAAAAAGUCCCGUUGGUCAAAAGCGCAAUUUUGAGAAAUGAGGACGAAGUUAGAAACUGGACAACGAGCUCUAUAUUGCCAAUUGUGGAUAAAACAGUGCCAACAAACAAAUCGAGGUGUUUUAUCAAGAAGAGAAACAUUAUAAGAGGUGUUUGGAGAUCGCAUACUGGUGCUCGUGAUGUCUGCUUUCCUGGCAUCAGAAAACAUCACGGUCGAGGUGUGUUUUGUGUUAAAUCUGCCCCGCCAUGUGUUGGGGGUCAGUUGACAAACCACAUGAUACGAAGACACAUGCAAACCAGUGGCGUGGAGAUAAGAGGAAAUACGCUAAAUAAAAAUACAAUGGAUUUAUGUAACAGAAAUGUUGUCAAUAAGAAGUUGCAGAAAGAAAACGGAAAGCCUUCCCAUGAUGCUUCAAUGAGCACAGCAGUAAAAUGGUUUGCCAAACAUUCAAAUGUGUGGGAAAAAAACGAGUUUCUCCGCAUAUUUCUUGAAGUUUUGGAGCCAGUCGAGCUUAUCUACAUCUCAGGAUUGAUGACUGUAAGGCAGUACAAAGACUUCAUCUCGCUCCUUCCACGUCAUUUAUCUCGUCAGAUUCUCUCUCAUCUUACUGUUGAGGAACUGGGUCUAGCAAGUCAGGUUUGUCGAACGUGGAAUGAAAAUGCAAGUGACGACAUCAUAUGGAAAGAAAAAUGUGCAUACACUUACGUCGGCGUUCCUCUUACAAAUAGUAAACACUGGAAGACGAUAUACAAAGAAAGUCGGGAGUUACAAACAAACUGGACAAGAGGACGUUGUACAUUUAAGGAGCUCUCGGGGCAUUCUAAACGAGUGCUGUCGGUGAGCUCGUAUGAGAACCUUGUUGCAAGUGGCGGUUAUGAUAAAACAAUAAAGAUCUGGGAUUCAAGAACAGGAACUUUAAUUCAGAGUUUAACUGGUCAUUCGAAAGGCGUUUGGUGUUUGAAUUUUCUAUCGAAAACAUUGCUCAUCAGUGGUUCGCACGACGCUUCGAUUAGGGUUUGGAAUCUUAGAACUGGAAUGUGUGUAAGACUAUUGCUGAGCCAUAGAGGACCGGUUUGGAAUUUGCAAAGAAAAGAUGAAAUUUUAGUUUCUGGAUCAGGAGACAAAACGGCUAAAGUAUGGAACAUUCGUAAAUGCCAGUUAUUGCAAACAUUGAUUGGUCAUAAUGCAUCCGUACUUUGUGUUGACAUUGACAAUGAAAAUCGCAGAGUCUUCACAGGGUCAGGAGAUCAAAUGAUACGAAUGUGGGAUAUGCAGACCGGAACAUGUUUGAAACGCUUCAGAGAGGUCAUUAUGAACGAGGGACAAGGAAGUGCAGUGACUGGUCUGAGCUACAACCAAGGAUUUUUAGUUUGCGCUGUAGGGAAUCGUGUUUUAUUGUUGGACAUUGAAAAUAACGAACAGAUUAAAACAUUUUGGGGACAUGAAGGAAGAGUGGAAGACGUGAAACUUAGAAUUCAAAAUGUUCGCGGCAAGAUGGAACGAGGGCUCAUUUACAGUGCCGGGAAAGAUGGUCUCAUAAAAUACUGGGACCUAGUCAAAGGUUCAUGUUUGAGAACCUUGGGAGAUCGAGAGGCGUGUGUCAAUGGAAUUUUCGUCAGUGACACUCAGAUAAUUUGCGCCUGUGACGACAGUUCGAUUAAAGUGUGGAAUUUUUUAUUCAAUAAUAAAAAAGUUAAUCAGAACGAAGAAAACGCCAAGCGUAAACGAUACAAAAAAAGUCAGCUGUUCAUAUGAACUCAUCAACAAACAAUCUGUUUUGGGCAAACAUUAAAUGCGAUUUUUUUGAACAAGAUGUGAAAACAAAUAAAAGGGAAUUUUCCAAAUAAAUGUGGAGAUAAUCAUGUGGAAGGAGAGAUGCAAGGUUUUUAUCGCUCACAAAUGUACACAUGCAUUCGUGGCAUGAAUGGGGAAUAAACUACACAAGAUUUUAAUCAUAAUUAAUAUACAAUAAUUUAUAUAUCUGCGUGUGAUCAAUCUAUGUUUAAUGUUUGACUAGUGUUAAAACUCUAUCUAUGAUAAUAUUUAAUGUACACAAUAAUGUUUCAUUGUUAGAGUAUAAAUAUGUAAAUUUAAUUUAUCUGUUUAUUUUAAAUUUAUCAAUGAUAUACAUGUUCUCAAAGCUA
Xenia sp. Carnegie-2017 is the source of this 2662-nucleotide messenger RNA. RefSeq names its product F-box/WD repeat-containing protein 7-like. Bases 165 to 2273 code for a protein of 702 amino acids. Gene Ontology annotation, molecular function: protein binding. The transcript has 20 exons. Lineage: Eukaryota; Metazoa; Cnidaria; Anthozoa; Malacalcyonacea; Xeniidae. The record is from RefSeq and is a predicted model, not a curated record.